This is a messenger RNA of Porites lobata, 1482 nucleotides long. The record is from the annotation of a GenBank genome assembly. NCBI's taxonomy places the organism in Eukaryota, Metazoa, Cnidaria, Anthozoa, Scleractinia, Poritidae.
UUGAUUUCGAAAGUUUACCAUGCUCGUCGUCUAGAUUUGCCAUUGUGUAGCACUAAAGAACAAGACGAUGCCCAAAUCAAAGCGAGACGAAAGGAAAAGCUCUUUAUCGACGGAAUCUCACUUCCUCUCCCGGAAGAAUUGGAAAACUGGGUAAGAGGAAGCCAUAAUUUUCCCGAUAUGACGAUGAACGACAUUGAACUUUACCUGUCAAAAAGUAAUGACAGGAAAUCUGCGAAAGAGGGAAAAAAUCUGUACGAAAACGGACAUGUCUCGGAAGUCGAGUUUAACAAUAUCUCAAACUGUCUUAAAUUUUGUUAUGUACGUGGAAAAGUUGUCCCGCAAACAAGAAUCGGAGAAAAUCCGUACACUGAGUGGGUUUGCCUGAAUACUACUAAUGGAGAUAUACUUAUCGGAGAAUGUGGCUGUCUUGCCGGUUAUGGAGAGAGCUGCAAACAUGUAUCUUCUCUAUUACAUUAUAUAGAAUAUGAGGUAAGAGUGCGAAACACUAAGACCUGUACCUCUAAUCCCCAACAAUGGGGGAGAAAGAGAAGUAAGCGAAAAAAAAUUCAUCAGCCAGAUAAGACUAAAAACAUGAAAGUUAAGAAGACCAGAGCUGGUCUCCAAAUUUCAGAGGAGGCGGAGCGCCUGAAUAGAAGUGCAUUUGAUCCAAGAGCGCCAGGUGACAGGUUUUCAAGCUUUGAAAAUGAAGAUUGGGAGAAAAUAGCUGUGGCAACUACUGGUAAAUGUGCAGUGUUAUGUUUUAUAAAAACUGAUUAUGUACAAGUCAAUAAAAGGAAAAAAGCAGAAUCACUUGACUCUAUCAGUUUUCCACCUACUAUUCCAGAAAUGGUGGAAAAGAUUAAAAAGAAAAUGCCAAAUGCUAGUCUUCAGGAGAAAUGCAUUGCCCUGAAAGAGGAAAUGAAAAUAUCCCAAGGGGAGGCUGAUCUUGUUAGCAAGUUUACAAGAGAACAAUCUGAGGAUCCAAAGUGGAAAGAAUACAGAAUUGGAAGAAUUACUGCCUCAAAGGCGCAUGAUGUAAUUGUAAAGUAUAAUGCAGACAUGACAGUUAAAAAUGAAAUUUCUGCUGAAAAUCUUUGUGCUGAAAUCUGUGGCUACCUUCCUGAGGUUAAGAGCAAAUCGGUUCAGUGGGGCAAACAGACAGAGUCAGUGGCUCGUAAGACAUUUAAUAAAACAAUGAAAGCAACUCAUAAGAACUUUGCAUGUACUGAGUCAGGUCUUGUUAUCUCAGUAAAGUCCCCUUACAUAGCAGCAAGCCCUGAUGGUUACUGUAAGUGCAACUGCUGCCCAGAUACACUAUUUGAAUGCAAAUGCUCUUGGACACACAGAGGCAAAUCUAUACCAGAGUAUGUAAAGGAGAAGGAGUGUUGCUUAUUGACAUCCAGCUCAACAGGAGGGAAUUCUAGUCUCCCAGGAGUUCAACUCAAACAUAACCACAGAUAUUUUACUCAAGUUCAACAUCAG